Phragmites australis (common reed) is the source of this 1131-nucleotide messenger RNA. Its product is annotated as ATP-dependent DNA helicase PIF1-like. The record is from RefSeq and is a predicted model, not a curated record. The transcript has a single exon. Gene Ontology annotation, molecular function: DNA helicase activity. Bases 1 to 1131 code for a protein of 376 amino acids. NCBI's taxonomy places the organism in Eukaryota, Viridiplantae, Streptophyta, Magnoliopsida, Poales, Poaceae. Gene Ontology annotation, biological process: telomere maintenance; DNA repair.
AUGCAGAGUGAGACUGCGAAACUUCUUCGAAUGGCUUCACUUAUAUUAUGGGAUGAAGUCUCUAUGACAAAAAGGCAAGCAAUUGAGGCACUUGAUAAGAGCCUGAGAGACAUCAUGGAAAAGCCCGAUCUACCAUUUGGAGGAAAGACGAUAGUUUUUGGAGGAGACUUCGGGCAAGUCCUUCCAGUUGUGCGAAAGGGGACAAGAGCACAAAUAAUAAAUGCAACAUUACGCAGAUCUUACCUAUGGAAAAACAUGCAAAAGCCGAGGCUUGUUCGUAAUAUGAGGGCUCAAUCAGAUCCAUGGUUUUCUAACUACCUACUACGUAUCGGGAAUGGCACUGAAGAAACCGUGAAAGAUGACAAUGUAAAGGUACCCAACGAGAUAUGUGUGCCUUACACUGGUGCAGAAUCUGACAUUGAUAAUCUUAUUGAUACAGUCUUUCCUAUGUUAGCAACACACAUGUCCAAUUCAGACUACAUCACAUCUCGCGCUAUUUUGAUAACAAGAAAUGAGAACGUCGAUGACAUAAAUAUGAGGCUUAUCGAACGCUUUCCUGGUGAUGAGAUGGUCUAUCACAGCUAUGACCUUGCAGUUGAUGAUCCUAACAACUACUACCCUCCCGAAUUCUUAAAUUCUCUAACCCCAAAUGGACUACCACCGCACAUCCUUAAGCUAAAGGUCAAUUGCCCAGUGAUUUUGCUCAGAAAUCUAGAUCCAGCUAAUGGUUUGUGUAAUGGGACAAGGUUGAUAGUCCGAGCAUUUCAAAGGAACACUGUCGAUGCAAAAAUUGUGCUAGGCCAACAUGCUGGAAAAAGAGUAUUCCUACCAAGGAUACCUUUGUGCCCAUCUGAUGACGAAAUAUUCCCCUUUAAGUUUAAGAGGAAUCAAUUUCCUAUCAGAGUGAGCUUCGCGAUGAACAUCAACAAAACACAAGGACAAACGAUCCCACAUGUUGAAAUCUAUCUACCUAAUCCAGUUUUCUCCCAUGGUCAGCUCUAUGUCGCACUAUCGCGAGCAACUGCUAGGAGAAAUAUCAAAAUACUUGCUGCAUCGGGAAAUGAUGCUACCGUAGAUUCAACCUACACACUAACUAAGAAUAUUGUCUACAAAGAAGUCCUUACCUCGUAA